CCAACACUGACGGCACAACACACGAUGCAGUGCCCCGAGCAUGGGCGCUUCUGUCGGCAUAUUCGGGACGAACUUAAAGCCAUGCUUUGCCGAAAUCCUUCGUACCUGCGUGAAACCACCAACCCUCGUUGUCCGGGUUGAACAUGUUUUCGGGAAAGCCCGCCCCCAUAGCCGCAGAAACACAGCAGACGAUCGACUUCUUAAAAAUGACCUGAAAGAGCAAGAUGCACAUACCUCUCACAUCUCCGAGAAACCCGCUCACAGUGACACUGUGCGCGACUGCCUACGUCUAGCAGUAUCAGACGGCCAGCUGCAAAUUCAAGCAGUAUUGGCAAGGCAUCUACACAAGAAAGAGCUGUUGGAACUACAAAAAGGUGAUCUUGUCGAGGUCAGCAGUUUCCAGAUCAGGAGCGCCCCCAGAUUGCACGGUGAAGGGAGGGUAGUAUUCCUCGGGGUCGACGCUUGCGAAUGGGCUGGAAGAGACCAGGUCGAUGAGCCAGAGCCCGAACUCGAAGGAGGCUUUAUCCGUGAAGAGACAGAGGAGGACACUGUUGAGAUGGACCCAACGACCCGAAAGCCCUUCACAAGAGGCGGAUUGGCGCCGCCCAGCUUCACCAAAACCUCACGAGACAUGCACGGCGCUCACAAGAGACACUGCGAUUCCUCUUGUCAAGAGGACAGUCCUCCAAAGAAGAGGCAGAUGCAGCAGCCUGCCAUGGCCAUGCGCAAAUCUACACGGGAUGGGCGCAGGUCUCAGAUCUACGAGGAUGACCCCGACGCCACAGAUGAAGACUCCUUCGAAACAAUUUCCGUAUCGCAAUCACAAGUUGAAAAGCGGAGAGAAGCACUCAAGCACAUCAACCGGAAUAUACGACCACCACGUAUGCCAGCAUUAUCCAAGCCCGACUGCUACAGUGAGGUGAAAAGCGAUGUCGGAGCAGCUCCAGGUCAACCACCGCCGUUAUUGUCGGCAGCAAACGAAUCCAACCUCAGCCGUAAUCAUACCAAGGUCGACGAGCUUGAUAUUCCGAGCUCCUUUCGUCCCAGUCCUAAUGUCGACGGCAAACCUCCAACCGGGACGACAUCACAACCCUCUUCAGUUCGUGCACCAGUGCAUACUCUCUUUUCCUUACUGGAUACCGGUUCAAGCCUCCCGCGACGCAGCUAUACAUGCACGAUCCUAGCCGUCGUAAGCUGGGUCUCACCUUCUGUCAUCCACAAACCAAACACUCCGUUUCCACCGAAGCGACACAUCAAGAUCCAUGAUCAGACCAUCUCGCACCGCCAGUCCGGCGUCACGGUAGCCGUGUUUGUGGACGCGAAAGAGUUCAUGCCCAAGGUUGGCACUGUCGCCUUACUCAGGGGCGUCGUCAUGCAGAGAUUCGGCGAUGAGGUGAUACUGAACAGAUAUGGUACGCCUGCGCAUCUCAAUGAGAGCGACUUGGGCGAACGCUCGUCGGAACAAGACUGGUUCGUCACCGACUCAAAGAGGUUGAUGGAGAUGGGCUUCGAUGUGUCUUCAGUCAGGACAUGGUGGGAAGAACGCAAACGUUCCAGGAGGAAGGAGCUCUGACGGACAACUCUAGCAAAACCAUGACGGAAGAGAACUCGUACGCGCGUCCACUUCAAACGGGAUAUAGAAUUGGGUCAAAAGACGAGAUGGCAUUGGUGCGAUGUGGCUUCUGCCCUACACUCUGAAUGCCUGUUGGGUUAUUUCGAGCAGGGCACUUCGAAAAAUACUUCACGCCUGCUCCAAACCACCAAGCUCCCCAUCCCCCCUUUGGCUCUCGAGUCUCGCACUGAUACGUGAUGCAGAGGACCUAUUGUCGCAGAGUCGCUGCUCAAUAACUGGGUUUCGCUACCACUAAGCCGGCCUUCUUCAGUCACUGGAGUCGUGCUUGUUGCACGCAGAAGUUCAUGAUGAUA
Exophiala xenobiotica is the source of this 1926-nucleotide messenger RNA. RefSeq lists its product as uncharacterized. The transcript has a single exon. Bases 41 to 1573 code for a protein of 510 amino acids. The record is from RefSeq and is a predicted model, not a curated record. NCBI's taxonomy places the organism in Eukaryota, Fungi, Ascomycota, Eurotiomycetes, Chaetothyriales, Herpotrichiellaceae.